Cladocopium goreaui is the source of this 516-nucleotide messenger RNA. Lineage: Eukaryota; Dinophyceae; Suessiales; Symbiodiniaceae. The record is from the annotation of a GenBank genome assembly.
AUGGGCGGCAGCCUUUGGCAUGGCACCAAUGGAACUGGACCGCCAAGAGCUGAGUGGAACGUUCGGGCGGACAUGCCAAGUAGUCGCGUGGUAUAUCCACAUGUGACCACCUUGUGUCCAUUGGAUGUGGCCGGUGCCGCGCAGAUUGAUGGUGUGCAAUAUCAGCAGUUGUUGCACUGCCAGGAGCGGGUGCCAGUUGUGAAAGCUCUUCUCGAGAUGUAUUCGGCCUGGUUGCUGAGAUGUCCCUGGUCAGAGCCUCGACAUGGGCCCAAGGGCCCAGCUGAUGCACAGCUGCGAUCGUCAGUGGUCUAUGACUUGGCAGCUGUGACGAUGCUCCCAGUCUUUUCUGGUGGCUUUAUAAAGCUUCAGGAGGUGCAUGUCGCGUUGGAAGACGACGGCUUCACAGUGCCCAUCAUUUCUGGGUGGCCGAUGACGGCUGGGAUCUCUUGGCGCAGCCCUGGUUGGGAGACGUUUGUGGUGCAGCUGCUCUGCAAUACGGCAGAAGUGAUCGCAUGA